Molecule: messenger RNA, 1929 nt
Organism: Striga asiatica
Lineage: Eukaryota; Viridiplantae; Streptophyta; Magnoliopsida; Lamiales; Orobanchaceae
Source: the annotation of a GenBank genome assembly
AUGUUGGCCGGUUGUUCGUCGACACUGCUUUCUCCGAGGCAUAGAUUACGAAGCGAAUCAUCCGGACAGUUUCAAGCUUGCCACAAUAUUCCCACAAUGAGCACACAGAGACUCGACUUGCCGUGCAGUUUCGUUAGGAAAGACGGGCCGAGGCCUCAGCCCGUCAGGCCCGUUGGCCUUUCGAUUGUCGACAAGCCCGUUGAUGCCAAGCCCACCGGUUGCUCUCUCUGGCAGAACAUCAAACUCCCGCCAACCCCAACCGAAAAAGUUAGUGACUUUUGGGACAAAGGCAGGAGCUCGAAGAAGAGGUAUGCAGCUGAAGAAGUCAUAUUCGACGAAGAGAGCCACACGAACCGAACAGAGAGGAGGAAAAGGGCCCGCGGCUCACCCAAACAAGAACAAGAAGACGAAGAGGGGCAUUUGAGGAAUUUCGGCUGGUUCCAUCCGGGCUCGUGCUCGGUCGACGAAAAUCAAGAAGAACUCGUAGUAGCUUCCCCUCUUCCCCCUCUUUCGAGCAUCCCGUGGCUCGACUCUACCGCAAUCAAAUGUCCCGAGUCUCGGGACUCGUCCGGCUCGUCGUCAUCCAGCGGUGGUGGUUCCGGCAAUAGCAGCCGCCAAAUAACCGUUCUCGGGCCGCCGGGCCAUAGCUUCUCCGGGCCCAAGCCUGGCAACGCCUCGUCCCCACCCGAGCCCGCCUUUCAGCCGCCACAUCACCACAACGGCGGGACCCACAACCACCACCACUCGGACGAGCACGAGUGUGUCGAGCUCGUCAGCCUUCUCGUCUCGUGCGCCGACCAAAUCGGGUCGAGAAAAAACCCGGCCGCCGCCGCCACCUGCCUCCUCCGACUCGGCCACCUCGCUUCCCCGCGCGGACCCUCCGCCGUUCACCGCCUCGCCGCAUACUUCACCGAAGCUCUCGCUCUCCGAGCCUCUCGACUCUGGCCGCAAGUCUUCCACUUCCCGCCACAACUCGACUGGGCCCACGACGAAAACGAGGCCCUCCGAGUGCUAAACCAAGUGAGCCCAAUCCCGCGCUUCGUCCACUUCACGUCGAACGAGAUCCUCCUCCGAGCCUUCGAGGGGAAAUCUCGAGUCCACGUCAUCGACUUCGACGCGGGUCUAGGGUUACAGUUUCCGGGCCUUCUCCAGAGCUUGGUCUCUCGACCCGACCCGCCGACCCACGUCCGGAUCACGGGCGUGGGCGGCGGGGGGUCGAAGCAGGAGCUUGUCGAGACGUUCGACAGUCUCGACAAGCUCGCGGCCGAGAUGAAUCUCCCGUUCGAGCUAAGAUUCCACGCGGUCGUCGAUCGGUUGGAAGAUGUUCGCCGGUGGAUGCUCCACGUGAAGGAAGGCGAAUCCGUGGCCGUGAGUUGCGUUUUUCAGCUUCACAAAUUGCUUUACGAUUCGACGGGAGGUUCGAUUAGGGAUUUCUUGGGAGUUAUUCGAAGCACGAAUCCCGAGGUGGUGGUUUUAGCCGAGCAAGAAGGGGAGCACGACGGGUCGAGCCUCGAGUCGAGGCUAUGCAAUGCUCUGAGAUACUACGCGGCGAUUUUCGACUCGGUGGAUGCGAGUUUGCCGUUGGGGAGUGUGGCUCGGGUGAGGGUUGAGGAGAUGUUUGGAAGGGGGAUUAGGAAUAUAAUUGCGUGCGAGGGUCGGGAGAGGGUGGAGAGGCAUCGAGGGUUCGAGAAGUGGAGGGAGGUUAUGAGGGGGAGUGGGUUUAGGAGUGUGGGGAUUGGGGAAAGGGAGGUGAUGCAAGGGGAGAUGAUGGUGAGGAUGUAUUCGAGUGGGGAAGGGUUGUUUCGAGUCGAGAGGAAGGAGGAAAAUGGGUCGGGUUGUGUUAGGUUGAGUUGGUUGGAUCAGCCGCUUUAUAGUGUCUCGGGUUGGGUGCCGGAGGAUCGGGCGGGUGGGUCGACUUUGGCGAGUUGA